Spodoptera frugiperda (fall armyworm) is the source of this 914-nucleotide messenger RNA. It is a transcript of the gene Roe1, whose product is annotated as grpE protein homolog, mitochondrial. Gene Ontology annotation, biological process: protein import into mitochondrial matrix; protein folding. Bases 115 to 807 code for a protein of 230 amino acids. The record is from RefSeq and is a predicted model, not a curated record. The transcript has 6 exons. Gene Ontology annotation, cellular component: PAM complex, Tim23 associated import motor. Gene Ontology annotation, molecular function: adenyl-nucleotide exchange factor activity; protein-folding chaperone binding; protein homodimerization activity. NCBI's taxonomy places the organism in Eukaryota, Metazoa, Arthropoda, Insecta, Lepidoptera, Noctuidae.
GGAAUUAAAAAAAAACUUGACAGAUAAAGAAUUCAGUCAGAAUUGCAGCCUAACCUCUUUUUAUGAGAAUUUAUUUUAGAAAUUGUUAUAAAUAAUUACAUAACACGCAUCGCAAUGGCUUCGUUAACCGUGUAUUCAGUGGGUAAACUAACGAAAUUCAUUACUGGACCGACAUUGAAGUCUCUCCGUGCCAAUGUAUACAGAACCACAGUCCAAGGUUACAGCACAGAGGAAAAGAGCAAAGCUGAGCCGGAGGCAGAUAGCAAGCUGCCGGGCUCCAUCGAGGAGUGCCACAAGCAGAUCGAGACUCUCACCAAUGACCUCAACACAGUACGGGCUCAGGCCAGAGAUUAUGAAGACAAGUACAAGCGCGCGCUAGCCGACGGGGAGAACGUGCGGCGCCGCAUGAUGAAGCAGGUGGACGAUGCCAAGUCCUUCGCCAUACAGAGCUUCUGCAAAGACCUGCUGGAUGUAGCGGACACGCUGGCGGCGGCGGCGGAGAGCGUCCCGGAGAGCGAGGUGUCGGAGGGCGGCGCGGCGGGCACGGAGGCCGGCGCCGCGGCCGCGCUGCGCUCGCUGCACGACGGGGUGCGCCUCACCAGGGCGCAGCUCACACAGGUGUUCAGCAGACACGGGCUGGUGUCAGUGUCGCCCCUCCGGGAGAAGUUCGACCCCAACCUACACGAAGCACUAUUCCAGCAGGAGGUAGAAGGCGCGGAGCCCGGCACAGUGGUGGCGGUCAGUAAAGUCGGCUACAAACUGCACGAGCGGUGCGUGCGACCGGCGCUAGUGGGCGUCGCCAAGUGAUGGACAUACACACAACAUGAUAUAUAUGUAAUGUAUGUUUGUUUGUACACUCAGCCAACUAUUCAGUAUAUAGGUAAGAAAAUAAAGAUAGAUUCAGUACUGAGACA